GUGCGCGGGAGACUAUGGCGUCCUCGGUCCCGCCAGCCAGCGCACCCGCGGCAACAGCGGGCCCCGGCCCGGGUUUCGGCUUCGCCUCCAAAACCAAGAAGAAGCAUUUCGUGCAACAGAAGGUGAAGGUGUUCCGGGCAGCCGACCCGCUGGUGGGUGUGUUCCUGUGGGGCGUAGCCCACUCGAUCAAUGAGCUCAGCCAGGUGCCUCCCCCAGUCAUGCUUCUGCCAGAUGACUUCAAGGCUAGCUCCAAGAUCAAGGUCAACAAUCACCUUUUCCAUAGAGAAAAUCUACCCAGUCAUUUCAAGUUCAAGGAAUAUUGUCCCCAGGUCUUCAGGAAUCUCCGUGAUAGAUUUGGCAUUGAUGACCAGGAUUACUUGGUGUCCCUUACCCGAAGCCCCCCAAGUGAAAGUGAAGGCAGUGAUGGUCGCUUUCUCAUCUCCUAUGAUCGGACUCUGGUCAUCAAAGAAGUAUCCAGUGAGGACAUUGCUGACAUGCAUAGCAACCUCUCCAACUACCACCAGUACAUUGUGAAGUGCCAUGGCAGCACGCUGCUGCCCCAGUUCCUGGGGAUGUACCGAGUCAGUGUGGAGAACGAAGACAGCUACAUGCUUGUGAUGCGCAAUAUGUUUAGCCACCGACUUCCUGUGCACAGGAAGUAUGACCUCAAGGGUUCCUUAGUGUCCCGGGAAGCCAGCGAUAAGGAAAAGGUUAAAGAGUUGCCCACCCUUAAAGAUAUGGAUUUCCUCAACAAGAACCAGAAAGUGUACAUUGGUGAGGAAGAGAAGAAAGCAUUUCUGGAGAAGUUAAAGAGAGAUGUGGAGUUUCUAGUGCAACUGAAGAUCAUGGACUACAGCCUUCUGCUGGGCAUUCACGACAUUAUCCGGGGCUCUGAACCAGAGGAGGAGGGGUCUGUGCGGGAGGACGAGUCAGAGUGGGAUGGGGACUGUAAUCCGACUGGACCUGCUCUGGUGGGCUCCUAUGGCACCUCCCCUGAGGGAAUUGGAGGCUACAUUCAUUCCCAUCGACCGCUGGGACCUGGAGAGUUUGAGUCCUACAUCGACGUCUACGCCAUCCGGAGUGCUGAGGGGGCCCCCCAAAAGGAGGUGUAUUUCAUGGGCCUCAUUGACAUCUUGACACAGUAUGAUGCCAAGAAGAAAGCAGCUCACGCAGCCAAAACUGUCAAGCAUGGGGCGGGGGCAGAGAUCUCUACUGUGCAUCCCGAGCAGUAUGCUAAGCGAUUCCUGGAUUUUAUUACCAACAUCUUUGCCUAAGAGCCUGUCUGACUCUGUGGUGAUUGCUGCUUCACGUUCAAGGUGGCAGGGUUCUGAGAGGCUUGGAGGAAUUGUUAUUCUGGCCACUGCUUCUCUUCCUUUGCUAAAUUCAGGCUACAUACAGGCUCCUUCCAUCCAAAUAGCACCAUCUCAUUGAAUAGGCUUUACUUGGCCCCCAGAAAUACAUUACCCUUUUUCCCAUCUGUCCAUUGUUCUUCCUUCUCUCCCUCCCUCCAGCAAGCCCUCUUGCUUCAUGAGAGUGUUACUGUUGACUCUCCCAAGUGCCUUGAUCUUUGCAAAACAUCCUGGUGUUACUAUAAAAAAUAGGCUUGGGGUGGGGGGAUCAUCUUCAAGACCUGCCUGGACAGAUGGACCUGGCUAAAGAAACUACUUGAUGCACUUUGCUGUGUGGAAUGAACUACAAGUGUCUGAAUUUGCUGAUAACUUUAUAGAACUUCCUAGUGUGCUUCCUUCCUGGUAAACCCUGGGAUGGAAGACUUUUGGGAUACUACAGAUGUGGAUGUAAGUAUGCAUGCACACACGAUAGAAAAUGGCUAAUCUGAUGUGAGGUGAGGUGGGGAGUAGUCAGCACGCUGGAACCUCACAGAGGCAGGACCUAAGAGGACUUUUGUGACUGUAGGGAACUGGAGGUCUCUGGCAAGGAAUGAUUACUCUCCAGUCUUCUCCCUCCUCACUCCCACUUCUGUUUGCACCCAUUUGCACAUCUGGGCACAGAAUCCUAGAGAUGGCCAGAAGUGUCUGAUCCUGGGUGAAAGUGUUUACUGCUGUGAGAACCAGAACCUCAUCCUUUCCUGGAGCUGGAAGUACUCAAUGGGUGUGGCCAGUUCUGGAGGCUGGAAUGAUGAGCCAGAGUGUACAGUUCAUUUCCAUGUUAAGUUUCCUGCCUGGCUAGCUGUCCCCGAGCUGUAUUUCCAGAAGGGACUAUAUACUGGCUCAGUUCUGGUCAUCUCAACAGGAUGGAGAUCUCAAGUGUGGGAACCUCCCACAAUGCAUAUAGCUAGGACACUUCCUUCUCCUGCCCUUUCUCAAACAUUUUUUCCAGUUGGAUUUGUUUUCAUUCUGUUCUGUUCUGUCCCAUUUUAUACUGCGACUGUGGCUCCCAGGGGACAGAUGGCCUUCUUUGUCAUCUUCACUCUCCUCCCCCAGAGAGGAGUCAGAGCCAUAACUCAAAUCACCCAUCCGCCUCCAAAGAUAGCUGAUUUAAUGGGUGAUAUUCUCAGAAUGCAGAAGACCAUGAUGAGAUAGGUGUCCUCCACUCCCUCCAAUGCCUUUGGGGCUAAGACACUCAUUCUUGAUAUCCCCCACCCCCCUGAAGCAUCACAUUUUUUUCACAAAGAUGAGCACCAGCAAUGGGCCUGUAGGGAUGCAAAGCUGUUUUGCUGUAUGCCUGGCUAGAAUGGCCGGUCUCACAAGAAGGCAUGAGGUCAUAAGGGAAAAGCUGCUUCCCUUUCACUUUCAACUCCGAAGGAGGUAGCAAGAAGACUGCAGUGUGGGGUGGGAGCUCCUUUAAUACUUCCUGUCAUGUGCCCAUUGGGUCUUUUCCAUUCCCAUCUACCUUUCCCCUGUUGAAUGCAAUAAAACUGUGACACCAGCAGCUGUGGCUUUUUAGAACUGGGUUUUCUGACUGGCUGAUAUAGGCAGUAUAGUCUUCAGUUGUUGCUUCCGUUAACCUUUUUUGUUUUAAUAAAGGAAGAUCUUAUGUAUUUACUCUCUUUACUAUCACAAUAUGGAAAAUAAAUUAUUCAAAUUCCUUCACA
Cavia porcellus (domestic guinea pig) is the source of this 3052-nucleotide messenger RNA. RefSeq names its product phosphatidylinositol-5-phosphate 4-kinase type 2 gamma (gene Pip4k2c). Gene Ontology annotation, molecular function: 1-phosphatidylinositol-5-phosphate 4-kinase activity; 1-phosphatidylinositol-4-phosphate 5-kinase activity. The record is from RefSeq and is a predicted model, not a curated record. NCBI's taxonomy places the organism in Eukaryota, Metazoa, Chordata, Mammalia, Rodentia, Caviidae. The coding region runs from base 15 to 1274 and encodes 419 amino acids. The transcript is spliced from 10 exons. Gene Ontology annotation, biological process: phosphatidylinositol phosphate biosynthetic process. Gene Ontology annotation, cellular component: plasma membrane.